AUGAAUAACACAACACCAAAAUGGGCACCAAAACAUAGCAAUGACAUAAUCAAAUUAUUUGGAAAAACAAAGGAAAUUGAAUUUGAAUUGAAAUUUUUAGCUAAAAAGUUUUCCACAGAUAUAAAUUUAGAUCUUCUGGACUUCUAUGAAUUUUCUCAAAUAAUUGAAGAAUGCCGUAGAGCUUUAAUACUUAGUGAAACAAUACAGGAAAGUUUAAGAAAUCAAAUAGUACCAGCUACGAGUAAAAAACUGCAACGAAGUGCUUAUAAAAGUUUAUUACAAAAAAAAGCAAUUUUAAUGGUAGAAGGUUUACAAAGAAGACACUAUCAAUUAAUGUUUGUUAUAAAUAAAACUAUUAAAUAUUUACUCGAUAUAUCAACACAGUCUGAUAUUACAAUGGAAGCUGCCUUAAAUUUAAGUACCUUACUUAAUGAAACAAUUGAAACGUGUCUUCAAACAUCUAAUGGAACAAGUUCCUCUGGUUCGAAAAUAUGCAGUAAUACGUUCCCAGUUUUAUUACUCUUGCCGAAAAAAAUUGAAAUUGGUUUGAUAUUACAAAUUUUAUGUAAAAGUCGAGCUGAACACUGUAGUAUGGCUUUGAUAUCCUGUUUGUUAGAAACUUCAAAAAUUGAAUUAUUUAUGACAACAGAAGAUACUGAAUCUUGCAAUUCAAGUGUUGAAGUUUUAAAAACUUUAACAUCACAUUUAAGUAUUGCUGUUGAAAAAUAUAAGGAUCCAUUUCAUUAUCACUUAUCGCCGAAUCAAAAAAAUUUCACAAAUGCAGUUUCGAAUGAGAUAGAUCAAAACCAGGAAGCAACUACCUCUGAAAACUAUACUGAGAAACAGAAUGAAAGUAAUGAUUCGAAUAAGUGUGAACAAACUGCCAUUGAGAAUGAUCCAGCCAUUAAAUUCUUUGAUGAAAUGGCAAAAGAACUUCUUGAAAAAACUAAACGUGGAACAGACGAAGAACGAUGUGUUAUUAAAUGUGAUAUACUACAACAUUUAAUUACAGAUGAAGAGGCUUUCAUUGCUUAUGUUAUAUCAAAAUGUUGUAAAACAUGCCCGUUAGCUAUUGAUGAGUUAUCUAGAACUAAUCUUGACUACCGGAAAUGGAUAAGUCGCGGAGUCAGAAGUCUCUGGACUCAAAUUGGUUCAACUUUAGACCAUAUUGUAUUAUGGUGGAGCAAUGCAGCGUUAGCCUGCAGACCAGCAGAAUGUACAAAACAACUUCGUGACUGGCUUUUACUGUUACAACCACAAGAUGCACCUGAGCCCGUGCUUUCUACUCUAAAGGGUCUUGGAGAAACUUUAACAACACAUGUUACAAAUACCAUAUGGGACCAACAGUUUCGACUAGCAUUGGUAGCAUCGUCACUAACAAACGACGUGGAAUUUGAGAAAUUUGCUAAUUUCAAAGUGUACACACCUGGAACAAUUUCAGGAAACUUAUGGUGUGAAGUAUUAAAUUCAUUAACAUCUUUAUGUAAUAGUUGUGAUAGUAACGGUACAAUCCCAAAUCAACUUCCAAUCGUUGAACAAAUACCAAUUUUACAUAGAUUGGAUCAUACCGUUCACAGUGUUAGGAUAUGGGUGUUGGGCAGAGCGAAAUUUUUAUGUUCUGAAUGGAAUAUGACAAUGUUUUUUCUUUUACAUGGUGAUGUAAAAAAUUGCUUAGAUAAUUUGCAAGAACUUCGAGUACCACAAUUAGCUGCCGCUGAUUUACUAGAAGUUUUGAUACAAGUUUGUGUAGCAUUAAGAUGGAAAUUAGUAUCUGAAAUAAAAGUAAAUAUACAAAAAUUAAAAGAAGCAGCAGGUGCAUGUGUUGAAAUAUUAUCUCAUGUAUGCAAGACAUAUUCUUUAGCUACACUAACAUUAUGUUUCCCAUCAACACGUCAUUGGCAAACUGAAGUAUUACAAAGCGAAUGCGAUGAAUAUGUUACUUAUUUUUUAAAUAAAGUUUUUUUACCCAUUUGCAAAGCUUGUAAGGAUCUUGAAAUACUCCAGUUAACUUUAAAAUUAAUAUGCGAAGCCUGGCUAGACCAUAUUUAUAGGAAAAGAAUACGCUUUUCUACGUGUGGCGCUGUAAAUUUACUAAAGGAUUUUGAUGGUGUAUCCGAAUGGAUUAUAACAUGUCCAUCUAUUUUAAAUGAACAUGUUGACCGAUUAAGCCGACAUGAAGUGCUCAAAAUGUGUGAAGGUGUUGGUAAAAUAUUAUUGAGAAAACCAGAAGAAAUAAUGUCAAUCUUGCCUUCACCUAAAUUUAGAAAACAAGAUGAUGAUAAUGCAGAUGAAAAUACGCAAUUACCUCCCGAAAUGUUUGUACCAAAUCAAAAAAGGUGGUUAGAAUUAAGAGUACGUAAUAAUAGAAAAUUCAAAUGCUUUUGCCUAUGCAGUGGUAUUUCUGUAGAAAACUAG
This is a messenger RNA of Condylostylus longicornis, 2415 nucleotides long. RefSeq lists its product as uncharacterized. The record is from RefSeq and is a predicted model, not a curated record. Bases 1 to 2415 code for a protein of 804 amino acids. Lineage: Eukaryota; Metazoa; Arthropoda; Insecta; Diptera; Dolichopodidae. The transcript has 2 exons.